Lotus japonicus is the source of this 3216-nucleotide messenger RNA. RefSeq names its product disease resistance protein RPM1-like. Gene Ontology annotation, biological process: defense response to other organism. Bases 171 to 3026 code for a protein of 951 amino acids. The record is from RefSeq and is a predicted model, not a curated record. Lineage: Eukaryota; Viridiplantae; Streptophyta; Magnoliopsida; Fabales; Fabaceae. The transcript has 2 exons. Gene Ontology annotation, molecular function: ADP binding.
CACACACACCACAUUAUCAUCAUCAAGUCCUUGCAAGUUGCUACUAUUCCUAUCACAAGAAAAAUAAAAACUCCCAGAAAUCUCAUCAUCAAAUUCUAGCAACUCUUUCUGUCCAGAGAAAAGAAAAUAGAUCCAAUCCUAGCCAAGGCCCCAAAGAGGUGAAAAAACCAAUGGCAGAUAGUCCAGUGUCAUUUUUAUUGGACAAACUGACUUCAUUGCUUCAAGAAGAAGUGAAUUUGCAGAGAGGGGUCCGUGAAGAUGUUCACUACAUCAAAGAUGAACUAGAACGCCACCAAGCUAUCUUGAUGGUGGCUGAUGCACUUGAAGACAAGGACCCUGAACUCAAAACAUGGGUUAAAAGGGUAAGAGAUGUUGCUCAUGACAUGGAAGAUGCUAUAGAUGAGUACAAUCUUCGCCUUGUUGACCAACAUGGACAACAAGGCAAUAACUCUCUUCACAAGAUUUCUUUUGCCUUUAAGACCAUGGGAGCAAGGCAUAGAAUUGCUUCAAACAUUCAAAGCAUCAAAUCCAAAGUGGAAGUUAUCUCACAGGGACGACCGAACGUAAGCACAAGGUUGACAAGUCAAAGGUUCUUACCAUCAUCAUCAUCAUCAAGGCUUGAUAGCCAGGGUGAUGCCCUUUUGCUAGAGGAAGCUGAUUUGGUUGGAAUUGACAAACCAAAGAAGCAUCUCAGUGAUUUGCUUUUCAAUGAAGAACAAGGUCGUGCUGUGAUUCCCAUUUAUGGAAUGGGAGGGUUGGGGAAAACAACACUUGCAAAACAAGUCUAUGAAGACCCCAGAGUCAAGAAGCGUUUCAGGAUGCAUGCUUGGGUUAAUGUUUCUCAAUCGUUUAAGCUAGAAGAGCUCCUGAAAGACCUUGUUCGCCAGCUUCAUGAAGUGAUUGGGAAACCAGCUUUCGAAGAAGUUGCACAUAUGAAGAGUGACAAGCUGAAAGAGUUGAUCAAGAAUUUGCUUCAAAGAAGCAGGUACCUCAUUGUGCUGGAUGAUGUCUGGCAUGUGAAUGUCUGGGAUGCUGUGAAACUCGCUUUGCCUAAUAACAACAGCGGCAGCAGAGUGAUGCUUACAACAAGGAAGAAAGACAUAGCCUUGUAUUCAUGUGCUGAAUUGGGUAAGGAUUUCAGCCAUGAAUUCUUACCUGAACAAGAAGCAUGGUCUCUUUUCUGCAGGAAGACAUUUCAAGGUAACUCAUGCCCUCCUUAUCUAGAAGAAGUUUGCAGGAACAUCUUGAAAUUGUGUGGAGGGUUGCCACUUGCAAUUGUAGCAAUCAGUGGUGCUCUGGCUACAAGAAGCAGAACAAAUAUUGAAGAGUGGCAGAUAGUUUGCAGAAGCUUUGGUUCUGAAAUUGAAGGCAAUGAUAAGCUUGAGGAUAUGAAGAAAGUGCUGUCCUUAAGCUUCAAUGAGUUACCUUACUAUCUUAAAUCAUGUCUGUUGUACUUAAGCAUCUUCCCACAAUUUCAUGCUAUUGAGCACAUGAGGCUGAUUCGUUUGUGGAUAGCUGAAGGUUUUGUCAAUGGAGAAGAUGGCAAGACAGUUGAAGAAGUUGCAGACAGUUACCUCAAGGAGCUUUUGAACAGAAGUUUGCUGCAAGUGGUAGCAAAAACCAGUGAUGGCAGGGUGAAAACUUGUAGAAUGCAUGAUCUUCUGAGGGAGAUUGUGAACUUGAAGUCAAAAGAUCAUAACUUUGCAACAAUAGCCAAAGAACAAGACAUGAUAUGGCCAGAGAGAGUUAGACGUCUCUCAGUCAUUAACACAACAAACACAUCACAUCAUGUGCAACAAAACAAAGCCAAAUUCCAACUUCGAUCCCUGCUAAUGUUUCCCUCAUCAGAUUCACUUGAUCAUUUUUCAAUUCAUGAGUUUUGCUCCACUGGUUACAAGCUCCUCAGGGUGCUAGACUUGCAGGAUUCACCUUUGGAGAUUUUCCCAGCUGAAGUUCUCACCCUUUGCCUUCUCAAGUUUCUAAGUUUGAAGAACACAAAGGUGAGAACCAUUCCAGGUUCAAUCAAGAAGCUGAAAUACUUGGAGACACUAGAUCUUAAACACUCUAAUGUCACUGAAUUGCCACCUGAAAUUGUGGAGCUGCAAAGAUUGCGCCAUCUCCUCGUGUAUCGCUACGAGAUUGAAUCCUAUGCUCAUUUCCACUCAAGGCAUGGCUUCAAGUUGGUUGCCCCAAUAGGAAAAAUGCUAUCUUUGCAGAAGCUGUGUUUUCUAGAGGUGGAUCAAGGAAGCAAUGACUUGAUGGUUGAGCUGGGAAAACUCACUCAACUAAGGAGGCUGGGAAUCAGAAAGAUGAGAAAAGAACAUGGUGCUGCAUUGUGUUCAUCCAUUGAGAAAAUGAUCAAUCUGAGAUCACUCAACAUAACUGCAAUUGAAGAGGAUGAGGUAAUUGACAUCCAUGACAUUUCAAACCCUCCUCAGUAUCUUCAGCAGCUGUACUUGAGUGGAAGGUUAGAGAAGUUUCCCAAAUGGAUAAGUUCUCUUAAGAAUUUGGUUAAAGUGUUUCUACGAUGGAGCAGGUUAAAGGAGGAUCCUCUUGAGUAUCUUCAAGAUUUGCCAAAUCUAAGACACCUUGAGUUUCAUCAAGUUUAUGUUGGUGAGACAUUGCAUUUCAAAGCCCCGGGGUUUCCAAGCUUGAAAGUGUUAGGCCUUGAUGAUUUAGAUGCAGUUAAAUCUGUGAUAAUUCAAGAGGGAGCAAUGCCUGGUCUUAAAAAUUUGAUUAUACAACGUUGUGGCUCAUUCAAGCAGGUACCUUUGGGCAUUGAACACUUGACUAAACUGAAAAAGAUUGAGUUUUUUAACAUGCCUGAAGAAUUGAUUAUGCCACUGAGACCAAAUGGAGGAGAAGAUUAUUGGAGAGUGCAGCAUGUUCCUGCGGUUUAUACCACAUAUUGGAGGGAUGGUGGUUGGGAUGUUUACUCAUUAGAGACUUUUGGGGAGAGGGAGAGUGAUUCCAAUGGUGGCAAUGCAAUGAGAAGUCUUGAGCUUCCUACUUUUUGGAAGGUUUAAAUCUGAGAUUGAUGUGAUUUUUUUCAUGGUGAUGGCAAUUUUUUGUUUUGCAUCACAGUGCAUGCUUAAGUGAUGGCAAGUUUUUGUUUUCCAUCAAUUAGUAUGCACAAGAGACACUAGUUUUGUUAUUCAUGUUUAACAUGAUAUUUAAUUUCAUUUCAAAUUACAUUCUCCUUUAUAAUUCUUUGUA